Molecule: messenger RNA, 9480 nt
Organism: Porites evermanni
Lineage: Eukaryota; Metazoa; Cnidaria; Anthozoa; Scleractinia; Poritidae
Source: the annotation of a GenBank genome assembly
AUGGUACUACAUUUUAAUGGGAGAUACAGAAAAGUUAAGGAGUGUGACUUCCUGGAACAAGCAGAAGACGAGUUAGCGAAGUUCCACCAAAACAGCUGUAAACCCAACAGUGUUCUUGUCUUUCCUCCUCUAAAAGCACAUUAUCGCUUUCUCAUUCAUCAGCUUGUUGGAGAAGAUUCCAGGCUUCAUUCAGUGUCCAUAGGUGAAGGACAACAAAGAAGGACUGUGGUUUAUUUUGCCCGUGCCAGGUAUAUGUUGUAGGUAAUUUUUUUUUAGGUAAAUUUAAUUUUCACUAGGUACAAUUUUUUAACCUGGGUAAUUUUGCACCACAACAUUUUUUUCCAUUUGUUAUGGGGCAAAUUCUUGACUCUUUUUUGAUUGAUAACAAAGAUAGAGAUAUUGGGUUUUGCCAAGAUAAGGAUAUAAAAUUCUGAGAGUUCAAGAUUUCACUCCAAUUAGCCAGACACUGUCAGUCAGUCAAUGUCAUUCAGGGGAUUAGGUCAAGGGUUAGGGCUGGGGGUUAGGGUUAAGGGUUAGGGUUGGGGUUAAAGUUGAGGGUUAGGAUUAACGAAAAGGGUUCGGGCUAAGGGUUAGGGUUAGGGUUCAGGGCCGAGUUAUUCAAAGCUGGGUUAAGAUAACCCAGGGUUAGUGGGAGAUUUGAAUUCAGACUUGAAAGCUAAAAGGCAUUUCAGUUUUAAUUCAUUUUGUCUACAAGUUGAUGAUUGGAAGCUCUAAAAAUAGCACAGAAAAUUAUGGGAGAAAAUGCUUUCAAACACGAUAAAAAGAAACCCGGGUUAAGCACUCAUUGAUUUUCGAACAACUGGGCCCAGAUGUACUUAGCAGAUUGAAGUGGAGAAAAAGGUGGGAUAGAUUUUGAAAAUAAUGGAUGGUUUGCUGUCACUAUUAAAAUGCAACAAACAUAUGCAGUGGGGAUAAAUUACUGUGGCCAGUUUUUGAAAAACCACUCUAGUAAGGUAAAAAUGAGGGAAAGAGAUUGUCAACAACAUGUAGCUUAAAGAAGGGGUCCAAACCUCUCACACAAACAUUCUUUUGGCUUAUCACACAAGCUUCUUUUGAAGGAAAGCAUUAUGAAGCCCUUAACCUGGAUGGGCAAGAAAGCUCAUGACACUACUUAAGGAUACUGAAAAUGGAAACUCUGACUUUGAUAAGAAUAGUACUUUAGUAAAAGCCAGAAUUCAACUUACAGUGGAGCUCUGCUACUAAUCUCACUACUGAUUAAUUUUCAUAUAAAUUUCUAUUUCAAAAUAUCUGUUCCAGAUCAGUAAUUGAGAUGGCACAAUCUCCUUCAACUCCACAAAGGACAUUUUUUGGAAGAGGAAGAGGGAGGUAAUUACAUUCCGUGCCAUUACCUGACUAGGUUAAUACCUAUCAAUAGAGUCCCUAUGAGCAAAUAAACUACUUGUUGUUUAGGUAGCAUUUUACAGUUUCUUGGUCGCCUUUUAAAGUGAAGUUUUAUGGGAGAAUUCAAAUUACCAGUACUGGAAGACAGUUUUUUAAAAUUCUGAAUAAAUUCAUAUGGGCCAAAGCUGUUAUCUGAUAUGUGAAAUCUGCAAAACAUGUAUCACAUUACAUUAUUUUUCUGUCAAUUUAGAAACUGGAUGGAUUCAUUUGCAACACAGGUGUGUAACCACCGUGUUUGCCCAUUAGCACUUGUCACUGCAUUUAAGUUUAAGAACAAAAAAAUUCACUAAGCAAGUGAGACAACUAUAUAUACUGUAGAGGAAUCUACCAAAUUCCAGCUUGUCCUUUGGACAAGCAAAGCACUCUCACAAUUUGCUUACCUAGGGCCACUUCUUGCUCAUCUUAGUUAAUGAUUUUGUUAGUGAAUAGCUUCCCACGUAGAUGUGCUUAGGCAUUCGUCAUUGCAUGAUGAACGUCUGCAUAGGAGGCUAGUUAGUGAAUGACCUACCUAGACCCUUGCUCAUAACAAGUAAGCUUCAAAGAAGUUACUUGCCUGACAAGAAAAUCUACUUGUCCCAAACUCCUGGAUGGGAUUUGUUUGAGUCCUGCUUCAAGUAAACAUACCGGUAGUUUAAGAUACUGCAGAAGUCAUAAGUGUUGUAUGCGACUAAUUCUUACUAAUCACCUUUCUCCACGUCCCUUGCACCCCAUUAUUCACUGUUUUUCCACCAAGGAACCUGGUUUAGGCUAGAUCACUGUCAGCUACUUAACUUACGUCUUUUGUGACAUUCAAAUCUGUAAAUUAUUAUUAUUUUUGCCAUGAAAUCCUGCUAUGAGCUAAGAUCCCAUUUGCAGCCAUUUCUUGUAGAUGGCAGCCCCUGGGGAAUACAUUGACUACUUCCUUUUUGAAUGUUCUUUGCUAUAAAUAGGAAAACAAGACGACCUGACCAGCAGCUGUAUGUUCCAGGAGCAUUAAGACAGGCAAGAUGGGAACAGCAAGAGCAAAAAUUAAGUAAGGAAGGAGCAGUUGAAAGAGAGGAAAAUGAGAUUAUUUCUACAGACAAUGCUGCUGGUGCAGACGCAUUAUCCAGAUCCACAGUAGAAGAAUUCAGUGAUAAAUGUUUUGGACAGGAGUGUGACAGUCAAGUAGAUGAAUCUAAAAUUAAUGUGGUUGAUGGUACACAGGGAUCUGGUAAUAUACAAGAUCAACAGAGAAAUAUUAACUGCACCUCAAUUCGAGGAAUAUCAAGUGGAAGUUUGGGAAGAGAUGAUGUAAAUCAAAUUGAUGGAAAGGAGUUGAAAAAUGAGGAGGUAACUACAAUUGCAAGGGAUUCUACAAUGGCCACUUGUGAGAGUGCUCCUCCUUUAACUUACAUCACAGCAAAUAAUGGAAGUGGUUCUUUUGACAGUCAGUUUUUAAACACAGAAACUAAUGGUGACAAAUUUGAUGACAUCAAUUACAAAGGGGUCAUCGAUGGCACUGGAAGCUUACAGAUUUCUUCAACAUGUGCUGAUAGAGAUAACGGGGCUGCUGAAAAUUCGUCAGCAGAUGCUAGUGAGGACUUUAAGAUGUUAAAUAACAAAACUUGCAACGGUACUGAUCGUAUGACACUACAUAACCAAUUUGAAAGAGCCUCCAAUGAAAAUCUCGUAAGUGUAUUGAACCAAAAACAGGAUGACCCCUUGCUUAAAGCAAACAAAGGCUUGCUUGUGAAGGAAACGACAAACCAUCGUAAUGGAAUUAAAUCCAAGGUGACAGAGGAUGGAGAAGUGAUAUCUGAUCAUUUAUCUGAGGUUGCUGCUGUUGUUGAUGCAAAUCAUGAUCAUGGUAUGGCAAAGGUUGGGAAUGAUGAAAUUCGCCCUGACAUGAAAUCAGUCUCCUACAGUGAUGUACCAAUGACAUAUGGCAGUUAUGCUGUUGAUUGCAGCAUGGAAAAAAUCCAAAACAAAAUCAUUGGUCCUAAAAGUGUGCAGCAAUCUGCAUUAUUAAGCUCUGCGACUCAAGAAUACACAGAGUCUAAUUUUGGUACCAAUGUACUAACACUGUGUGAACAAAUGCCAGCUGCUGCUCUAACAGACAGUCUGCAAGAAACAUCUGGUGGUAGAACAGUAAGUAAAGAUUAUUAUCCAAGAGAUCAACAUAUAACUGAUAAUAGGCAUCCGCAGGAUGUGUCAGAAAAUGCUAACAGGAAAUUUGAUAAGACUGCCUUAGCAUUAUCAGAUUUAACUGGAAGUUACUCAUUUAGAACAUGUACAGAGGAAGUUACAGACAAAGCAGAGGUUGGGACAUCUCAAGUAGAUUAUAACUCUGAAGGCAAAGAUACAGUUAAUUCUGCAAAUGACAGAGAUACUUCUUCAGAAAAUACUAACCCAACUUGCUUGGUUGAGAUAAAUAGAGAAGUAGAGACAGUAAGCUGUGAUUUUGGUGGGAGAAAUUUGGACAAGACGAGUGAUGGUUUAGAAGGUAACUCGGAAGGAAAGAGAGAAAACAUUGAAGCGAGUUCAGGCAAAAUAGAAGACUUUUCAGACCCAAUUCCUGUGAAUGUGAGCAAAACUAACAAUGAACAAAAAACUGAGACAUCCAAGAAAAAGAAAUCAAAGAAAGAUAAAAGUAAAGAAAAAACAGAUGAGAAAACAAAAAACAAGGAAAAGGGUGAGAAAAAGAAAAAGAAAGAGAAGAAAGGUGAAAAAACUGAGAAAAGUGACAAAAAUGCAGAAGAGAGUGUUAAUAAGGGAAAGAAGUUGAAGGCAAAAGUUUUGUCUGAUAAGCAGGAUGAGAGAGAUUUGACCACAUGUGACAGAGAAGUGAGGGAAGAAUUAAGCACAAGCACCAAAGCUGGUGAGAAAUCUCAAAGUAAUUCAAAUGACGAUGGUGGUGAUGACAGCGAUAACUGGGAAUCAUUUUAUGAUGAGAGUGGGGAUUGUCUCAAUCCAGAACAUCUGGAAGAGGUCUGUUAAUUAAUACUUAAAUUUAAAUUUAAGAGAGAAAGGUCUUUGUUUUUAUCUUGAAGUUCCUUAAUUUCUACUUUAUAAUUUCAGGAUAAUUUUUGAUAAGAAGCUUGGAUUUUGUCACAUUCCUAAAACUGCUGGGCAGUUUUGCCACUGGUAGCCUGUGUACAGCCACCCCCUCCCUUCAGGGACAUCUGUGAUUCACCGUUGCUUAUCGUGUACAGGAAUAAUUUUGGCUCAUGCCUCAUGUCAUUCCAGUUUUCAAAAUGGUGAUAAUUUCCAUUGACUAAUCGAGAGAGUUUGCGACGUUUUUAAAAUAACUUCACUCUAUACCGAGCAAGAAAAAUGUUCACAAGCCCUUUUUGAACAAAAAGAUGUAUGCAAGCCUUCCCACUGGUAGCCUGCAACCAGGACGUAUUUCCAGUCGUGUUGACAGGCCAGACACAACUCACAAGCUCGCCAUAGCAUGAAAUGUGAUCUUUAUAUUUAAGAGUUUGCUUGAACAAUGGAGGGUUUCCUUCUUUUCUUUCUAGCAUGUCCACUAGACAAUGCUGAGGGGAGGGGGCGGCUGUACACAGGCUACCUAAUGGUGCAGUAUAAACCUCAGUUCUUCUAAAAUGUUGUAAUUGAUUUUCAUAGGAAAUGAAUCAUGGAAAUGAAUCUUGAGAUUGUUGAUGGGGACCUUUGGGCCUGAUUUAAAGAAGUUUCCAUUAAAAAUAAAAAAAAGGUCUCAACUCCUCCACUGACAGAUACUUAAUCAGUCAGAUACUUAAUCAACCAAAGAUGUCAUAUGAUAAUGUUAUAGACAUUAUCAUCACAUGAAAGAAAAUUUUGUCUCUCUGCUACUUUCUACAAGAGACAUAAGUACAGGAAAGAGAAAGGCUUUAAAAUAGGACACUACACUCAACAUAAAAUCACACUCUUUAUCCUCAGUCCUCUCAACAAUUUAAGUGAAACGUUUGAACCCAGGAGUCAUUUCAUAAGUAGAGGGAAUAUGAUCGUCCAGGUGAGUUUAAAAGUCCUGAAUAGGACUGCUGUCGACAGUGACUGAGACGUUUGGACAACCAGUACAGUAGUCAUCUUGAGAGUCAAAGUGAGUUGUAUCACAUCAGUUGAUGGUAUUAAAGUCUUGUUAUUGAUGUGAUUGGUCUGUUAAGUCGCAACAUUAUUACAAUAGUCGUGUUUCAAAGAUGCUAAAUGUCAUUGGUGCAUUUAGAUCUGUCUUUUGUCACAGUUUAACGGUCAUUUAUUGUUAGUCAAAUAAUUAUUAGUCGGUUUUCCAGUCAUUGCAUCCUUGUCAGUUUUGCUUGAGGCCAUCAAUAAUUUUUGUAUGGUGCCACUAACUGUUAACUGUGAUUGACAGGUUGUCAAAACGUCAUUUUACUGUCAACAACAGUCCUAUUUAGGACUACACCCACCCAGACGAUCAUAUUCCACCUUCUCAACAAUGUUACCAGUAGUCUUGUUUUGAUAUCUUGUCUUAUAUUUCAGUUGUCAAGGCUGACAGGAAUAGACAAUCCUGAGGUUCAGAAGACUCAGUAUGAUUUCUACUCUUUCACUCCAAGGGAUGUUGAACUGGAUGAUGAAGGUUUGGUUUUUGAACAGCAACACUAAAAUUUUUCUCAGUAUUUAGUAAAUCCCUUUCAUGUGGCUAGUUAGAAACUAGUCAAAGCCAGGGUGAAUGCAUUAUAGAAAAUAAUGUAAUUGAUAGACAAUUUAAUAUUAUAGCAAUUCAGACGACUCUCUCUCAAUGGAAACCUCUAUAAAACCAACAACUCAGUAAAAAGGACACCUAGAGUUGGUCCCUGCCUUUCUUUACUCCCUUUUUUGAUUCUCUUAGUCUAUAAGAUGGUGUCACUCUAACAGUACAUGGACACUAGGAGGACCAAAAUGAUGCCAAACUGCCAUCAUCUUGUUACCCCAAAUUUAAAGCAAUGAAAGACCACAACUGAUGUUUCUAAUAGAUACCGGUAAACAUAAUGCAGUUUUCUGACCAAUAUGAUGUAUGGUGGUCCUCAUUUGUAAGUCAAUCGUUUAUUUAAUGCACUGACUAGAAGGUCCAGUGAGGCAUUUUCAAAUCAUAAAACCUUUAAUUCUCUUCUAAGUGGAAGCUAGUGAAAAAAUCUUUUUUAAUAUCAAAGACUUAGUGCUUACUCUCACUUUAAAAAGAGUAUUAAUGCAUCUUAAGAAUUUUCGUUGUGAUAAGUAGUAUUCUUAUGAUAAACAUCAUCGUUGUAUCUUCCUCAGAGUUUGGACACAUUGUGGAAAUCUAUAACUUUUCCCCUGACUUAAAGACACAAGACUUAAUGCAAGCCUUGAGUAUGUUCAGGUACAUUUGCUUUGUAUUUAUCAUAAGUAACUUAAAUUACUAGUUAAUUGUUAACAGUUGGUGACAAAAUUGUUCUUACAGUGUGGUCAAUGACACAUUGCAGAAAAGGAGACAGUCUGUUCCCCUUUUCCCUUGCUUGAACUGCCUAGACAAUGACAAUAUGAUGGGCUUUGGUUCACAGACUAGUGGGGCUGGGGAAACCACAGGCUCCAUUCCAUCAAAGAAGUGACAAGCAAAGAGAAAAUUAUGUUCAUUGUUUUUGGGAUUCUAAUGAAUGACUGACAUCACAAACUGGCCUGAAAUUGCCACCUCAGCAUAAGAUUACUUGUGAAAGUCAUAGGAAAUUCAUCAAAGUACUAAUAUUUCAAAGGAAAUCUAACCCACAUCCAAAGAUGCCCAGAAGCAUCCAAGGAUUUCUAAGGAUUGUUAUUUAUUAAUAUAUUAGCAUCAAUUGUGAAAAGCAAUAUCAUUAGAACUCAAAAGUUGAAUUCAAUUUGUAAACAUGGUAAAGUAUGAAAAAUAUCAAUUUCUUUCUAGGAGCAAAGGAUUUGACAUAAAAUGGGUGGAUGAUACUCAUGCUCUUGGCAUCUUUUCAAGCCACAUUUCAGGUGAGUUGGUUAUUAAAUGGGCUCACGGCAUUUGAAAAUUGUGUUUUUGAGUCAAGAAAGCACAAGAAUUUCCCAGCCUUUCCUGCUCUUACUUGUUUAUCCCUGCCUCCUACUCAGGCACUUGGUAAUAAUUUUGCAUAGAGGUGAGCGCAAAACUUAUGUGACUGGUGAUCAAGCGCAAUGGACCAUACAUGUACCAUUUUGCAGUGCGCCAAUUUUCAUAGAGAGAGAUGUGUGGGUACAAGGCAGGUAUUUGCAAGGAAUUUACAUUGUGCUGCUGAAAAAAAAGAAAGAAAGACUGACGUGCUGCACCUGGCCAACCUGUCCUACGACCACUUUUUUACACUCUGAAAUCUUUGAACUGUUUUCUGAAACUUGCUCACUUUUCUUUUCCAUUUGAAAUGUUUAAACAGCUGAGGAAGCCAUUAAGUUGUGCUCAAGUCCUUUAAUGAAACUCAGACCUGUAAGUCAAGGGACACCAGAAUCCAGGAAGAAAGCAACAAACUGUUUUGGUAAGAUUAUGUUUAAUGUGUGAGUUACAAUAAGGAUCUCAUUCUUAAAUGAAAACAGAGUGAAAUUACAAUUAAAGCUGUUCUAAAGCUAUGGAGUAUGCCAGGUGUUUCUUGGUGUUGUGGAGUUUUGUGGUGUGGUUAUUGUUCAGUGUCUUUUCAAUCUUUUCUAUGACGUCAUCUGGUGAUGGCACCCAUGAGCAACACCAAGAAACUACCUGUAUAUGGCAGACCAACAUUCUGACGAGUGUGUUCAGACUGGAAAUUUUUUUUCUUUUCAACUUAUCAACAAUACAAAGUCGGCGGAGAUAAGUUUGCAAAAGGUGUAGGUAAGGCUAUACUGCAGGUGAGUGGUCAGGGUAGCUGUGAAACCCUGUGCACAGUAACAACCCACUCACUGGGAAAGCGGUAUUUUACAGAGUCCCUGUAAAUCAACUAACCCAACAUUUCAAGCAGGAAUUCACAGACCAGCAUCUUUUCAAUUUUAGAGACUCUAAAUUGUAUUUAGCCACAUUACAAUGUGUACAAUAAUAUUACCUUACAUUGUUUCCAGCGGUGGAAUUCAACUGCACCGCUCAUAAAAUGCCAACUAUUUAUUAAUCUACUAUUGUUUCAGAGUUCCUCCAACCAUACAAGGAAAGACCACAGACCAGCAAGUUAUUAGCUGACAGGCUGGUGACAGGUGCUCUUGGGAUAAGGUCUAAACUGACCCGGGAGGACAGAGUCAAGGAGAGGGAAAAACUCAAGGAGGCCAAAAGUAAGAUUAUGUCACAAAGCAGUACUAGUAACUGGCUAUUUUAAUUUAGUGUUCAGACCUGGAUUUCUUAGCUCUGAUUUCGACAUCACUGGUUUGCCCAGGAUGUGUGUCAAUGAACAGGAUCGCUACUUUAGGGUCACCAGACAAAAGAACAGAAUAUAGUGGGCAAGUCAGGGAACACUGUUCAUUGCAGAUGAAUCAGCACUAAGAUCUUGGUCUUCACAGAUUUUGUAGACCUCGGGAAAUCAUUGCAUUUCUGUUUGAACUUCGUUUGUGUAUAUUUGAUUUACAAAGGUUCGAUCUUGAAGGGUCUUGCUAAAAUCAUUCACUAGGUCUGCCCACUGCAGUGACAUCAGCAAUAAAAUUUAUUUUUUAGUUCUAAUUUCUCAGUUUACAGUGUGAAAUUGAGUGCCCCACCAGUGAGAAUUUUACUUUAACGUAGUAAUGAGCAACAUUUUAUUGGGUCCUAGCCUAUAGCAGGUGAGAUAAGGGGGUGAAUGGUGUUGUGUCUUGGCGGCAGAGCAAAUCACUUCACUGCAAGUAAAAAUACCUCGCAGCUAACCACCAAGAAAGUACCCCACACAUAACAAUCCACCAGUUAUGCCUGCUAAUUGGAUUGCAUCAAGUACAUGUCUUGGCUUUGCCUGAGGCUUGCCAUCUUUCUUCCUUAAUAUUUACAAUAGAAAAUUAUUUCUGUGUUGGUUUAAUUUCUUUGCAGAUAAAAAACAGCAGGAGAAAAUACAGAAAGCCCAGAUGUGGGGAGAUUAAAAUCUCUUCUCUCACCAAUGGAUGGUGUUAAUUUAUUAUUUUAAGGAGGUUUUAUUCAAUGUACAGUUUUUUUAUACACAUUUUAUCAUCAUGAUGUAAAAACGCUUAAGUCAACAUUAAAUAUUAUUUUCUCAUGCC